Molecule: messenger RNA, 3307 nt
Organism: Daktulosphaira vitifoliae (grape phylloxera)
Lineage: Eukaryota; Metazoa; Arthropoda; Insecta; Hemiptera; Phylloxeridae
Gene: oxt
Product: xylosyltransferase oxt
Exons: 16
Coding region: 207-2987 (926 amino acids)
Biological process (GO): chondroitin sulfate proteoglycan biosynthetic process; heparan sulfate proteoglycan biosynthetic process
Cellular component (GO): membrane
Molecular function (GO): protein xylosyltransferase activity
Source: RefSeq, a predicted model, not a curated record
UUUCUUAUUUAUUUAUUUAUUUAUUUAUUAAAUUAAGAAUUAAUUAAAAUAUUAGGUAUAAUGUUAACUUAUAAAGUGAAAGAUUCAAAGUUAAUUUUUAAUUAUUAAAAUGUAUCAUUGAUACUUUAAUAUUAGCCAGAAAUAGAAAGACUAAAAUAUGUCUAUGUCUUUAAAACAGAGCUAUUCGUUGUUAAUAUUAAUUUUUUAUGAAAUUGAAAGAUAUGGAUAUUAAAUGGCUAAGAAGAUACCGAGUUUUUUGUAUUGGAGGUUCAAUAAUAUUGUUUGUUCAAAUAAUUUUAGCAUUUGUGUUUUUCUCUACACAAGAUUAUUCUGUUAUUGAUGAAUUAUCACGAAGUUCUAUAAGUAGGUUUAAAAAUGUAGCAGAAUAUGGAACUGAUGAUGAUGAUGAUGUAUCAAAUUACAACCUUGUUCCUAGUGGAAGAAGAAAUCAGAAAAGAUUACCCUUUGAUAAAGGUACUUCUUCUAAUGACUACUAUAGAGUGAUUCAUCAACGAGGUAACCAAAAGACUGAAAAUUUUAAAGCUUUGGGAGCAGAUGAUUUGGGAUUUAUGCCACCAUGUGAUAUUAUUGGUCGUGAACCUGUGUCAGCCUUACAACGAGCAAAAACUCAAACAUGUAAACAAUUAAUAGCUAACAUAUCAUGUCUCAUUAAUAGCACACCACCAUAUCCUCAGAGAUUAAUUCAUCAUUGUCCUUCUAAUGAUGUUUCUGAUAUAAAAGAAUUAGGAUGUUACCGAGAGAAUAGAGAAAAUAAAUUAUUACAAGGUUACAAAACUACUAAUGUAUUCACAAAUUCUCAAAAUAUUUGUAAGGAUAUUUGUUUACAAUCUGGUUUUGUUUACGCUGGGGUUGAAUAUGGAUCUGAAUGCUUUUGUGGCAAUGAAAGUCCAGAUUGGGAUUUAAAGCUACCAGAUUCCUUAUGUGAUAUGCAAUGUCCAGGUAAUCUCAGUCAAAAAUGUGGAGGACACUAUACUAUGAAUAUUUUCAAAACAGGAGCUUCUAGAUUUAUUGCACAAACUGCAUCGGAACCAUUGACAUCUUUAGAACAAAACAUUUCACCUGUACGUAUAGUAUUUCUUUUAACAUUAAAUGGAAGAGCUGUUCGACAAGUUUAUAGACUUAUUAAAUCCCUUUAUCAUCGAGAUCAUUAUUUUUUUAUUCAUGUAGAUUCUAGACAAGACUACAUGUUUCGAGAAUUAUCAAAAAUAGAAUUGACUUUAAGUAAUGUAAGACUUUCUCGACGUAGGCACUCAACAAUAUGGGGUGGUGCAUCACUCUUAUCUACUCUUAUGGAUUCUAUGACUGAUCUGGUACAAUCUUCUUGGGAUUGGGAUUUUGUUAUUAAUCUUAGUGAAUCAGAUUUUCCUAUUAAGUCUAAUGAUGCAUUAGUUAAAUUUUUAACUGCCAACCGUGAAUAUAAUUUUGUGAAAUCUCAUGGUAGAGAAGUACAACAAUUUAUACAAAAACAAGGACUUGAUAAAGCAUUUGUUGAAUGUGAAACCAGAAUGUGGCGUGUUGGUGAAAAGGAAUUACCUAAAGGUAUUGUUUGGGAUGGCGGUAGUGAUUGGAUUGCAUUAUCUAGACCAUUUGUGAACUAUUUAGUAACUGGUGAUGAACUUAUUUCUGGUUUGAUGCAAUUUUUUAAGUAUACACUAUUACCAGCUGAGUCAUUUUUUCAUACGGUUUUGAGAAAUUCACCUUUCUGCACUUCGUAUAUUGAUAAUAACUUACAUGUUACUAAUUGGAAGAGGUGGCUUGGAUGUAAGUGCCAGUAUCGACAUGUUGUUGACUGGUGUGGUUGCAGUCCCAAUGUUUUUCGUAUUGAUGAUUGGAAUCGAAUUAAGAAUACAGAAAAGAAGCAAGUGUUUUUUGCACGUAAGUUUGAACCAAUUAUAAGUUUAACUGUUAUUGAUAUGCUUGAUGUUUGGUUGUAUGGUGAUUAUCCAAAAGAUAUGCGAAACCGUAUGAGUUAUUGGCAAAAUGUUUAUCAUUUUGAAGAUAUACAACCAGAACCUGAUGAAACUAUGCUUACUAUUGGAAAUAGUCUUGCAAGAAUUUCUGUAAAGUCAUUAAAUGUAGCUAAUAAUUUUCGCUGUUCAAUUCAUAGUUUAGAUAAACUGUUACAAAUUUUUACUUAUCAUCACCAAGACCAAUUUAAAGGUUUUUUAAUACAAUAUGAAGUAAGUUUUUCAAAAAACUCUCCCAAUAUUUUGCUUGAAAGUUGGUGUUUACCCAAGUUACAGAGUGAGGUUUUAUUCAAUAAUGAACCCAUAAAUAGAUUAAUGAAAUUAAUAGUCAGUUCUAAUUAUGAUCAAAAAGAACAGAUGUCAUAUGACUUUAUUCAUCUUAUUAGUCCCCAUACUGAACCUAUUUUAAUACAUCAAUGGGCUGUUGGUGAUUACAGCUUCAGUGUUAAAUUUAUAUGGGUGAAUCCUUAUGGUGAAAUAGCCAACGUAACAUCUGGAAACAUUGAUGAAUCAACUAUGAUUACCUUUGUAAAACCAAUACUUAAAGGGCCACUAGAAAAAGGAAUAUGGACUGUAUUAAUGAUAUUUGACAAUAAAACAGUAGCAUUUACCCGAUUUCUAGUAACUCCGUUACAGUUAUCUAAAAAUUUACCUAUGUCAUCUAGUUACACAAGUUUUAUUAAAAAAGAACAAUUAUAUGAUGAGAAUGUCCAAAAAUGGGGCCAUUUAAUUGAAAAUUUUAACAGAACAUAUAAGUUUGAAACAAAAAGUAGAUUUUAUGAUAAUUCAAGAACCAAACUUACAAAUUGGAUUGAUAGCCUAGUGAUCAAAACCUACAAUAUUUUAGAAACUUGUUCAGUUUUAACUAGUGAAUCUAUAGAUAAUUGUGGAAUUAAAAUGUCUCUUUGUUCUAAAACAUUGUGGAGUUCUUUUUCACCAGAUCCAAAAUCAGAUAUUUUAUCAAUUAAUAAAGAAUCUGGAACUAUUAAUAGGUAUUAAAUUUUAGACUGUAAUAGUGCCAUAUCAUGAUGCUAAAUACUACUGUGAGAUAUGCCAUAUAAAUUAUUAAAUUAAGAUAAAAUGAUAAAAUAUCAAAGACUUUAUAUUGUGCUAUCAUUCUAUUUGAAGUUCACAUUUGCAAGAUAUUUAGUAACCUAAUGAAUUUUUAACUAUAAAUAACUUUCAAUGUUGGUUACUAUAAAAUUUCUAAAAUAACUUAAGUUUAUGUGAAUGAAUUACAUGAUCUUUACAUGUUAUUUCUGUAAAAAUUAUUAAAUAUUUUGACAUUUUUUAUUAUCUUAUUACUUAAAAUUAUUUUC